Molecule: messenger RNA, 1020 nt
Organism: Pelobates fuscus (common spadefoot toad)
Lineage: Eukaryota; Metazoa; Chordata; Amphibia; Anura; Pelobatidae
Product: trace amine-associated receptor 1-like
Exons: 1
Coding region: 1-1020 (339 amino acids)
Biological process (GO): chemical synaptic transmission; G protein-coupled receptor signaling pathway, coupled to cyclic nucleotide second messenger
Cellular component (GO): plasma membrane; dendrite
Molecular function (GO): G protein-coupled serotonin receptor activity; trace-amine receptor activity; neurotransmitter receptor activity
Source: RefSeq, a predicted model, not a curated record
AUGCAAAUACAGUACUGCUUUGAAAACAUAAGCAGGUCCUGCGAAAAAAAUACUUGGGGAAAUAAUAUAAAAAUUCCAAUGUAUAUCUUUAUGGUAAGCACCAUCGUAACCACAAUUGCUGGCAAUCUGGCUGUCAUUAUCUCCAUCGCCCACUUUAGGCAACUUCAUACCCCAACAAAUUUUCUUAUACUCUCAAUGGCCAUUGUAGACUUUCUGCUUGGAUGUCUUGUUAUGCCAUAUAGCAUGAUAAGAUCUGUGGAGAACUGCUGGCAUUUUGGAGAGCUAUUUUGCAAAAUCCAUUCUAGCACGGACGUUAUGCUCAGCACAGCAUCAAUUUUCCACCUAUCGUUCAUUUCUGUGGACAGAUACUACGCUGUGUGUGACCCUCUAAAAUACAAUAUAAGAAUGAACAUAUUUAUAGUACUUCUUAUGAUUACCAUCAGCUGGAUAGUCCCAGCAAUUUAUGCCUUUGGUAUGAUUUUCCUGGAGUUGAAUAUUAGAGGUGCAGAAACGUACUAUUAUCAUAAUGUCAGCUGUGUCGGAGGAUGCUUUCUGUUCUUUACUGAAAUGUCGGGAGGAAUUUCCACUGUGGUAUCUUUCUUUAUUCCUGCAUUUGUUAUGAUUUGUGUUUAUGGAAAAAUAUAUAUUAUAGCCAGAAGGCAAGCAAGAUCAAUCAAAGAUGCUACAAAUCAGUUGCAAUUCCACAUGACACUCGACGGAAGAAAACAUUUCUCUCGAAGUAGGGAAAGAAAAGCAGCAAAAACAUUGGGGAUAAUAAUGGGGGUAUUUCUCAUUUGCUGGACUCCUUUCUUUUUCUGCAUUGCUGUUAAUCCGUUUCAGAACUAUGUUAUACCAUCAAUUACUGUGGACGCUUUUAUGUGGAUUGGAUACAUGAAUUCUAUUUUCAACCCAAUGAUCUAUGCUUUUUUCUACACAUGGUUCAGAAGAGCAUUGAAAUUGAUUUUAUUGGGCAAGAUUUUUAGUCUGGAUUCUUCUAGAACUAUACUGUAUUCCGAAUAA